AUGCGAGCUCUUAAGCUGAAUGUGGAGCAAGCGGAAGCAGAGCGGGAGGAAUGGGUGAGGCAACUAGACGAGGCGGAGGGGCAGCUGAGGACGGAGCGGGGGGGGAGUGAAAAGAUGAGAAAAGCGAGCGCGGUCACGUUGGGAAGGAUCACGGAGCUGCAGGCGGAGAUCAUGGCACUCGAGGCGGAGAGGCCAGUGCUGAAGGAAAAGGUGAUUCAGGCGGAGCGCGCGGCCGCGGAGGCGCGCGCGUGGAUUGCGACUGUGGAAGAAGAGAGCGCGCGGGCGAAGGUGGAGCUGGCGGGGGAGAGAAGCGGGGCGAAGAAGGCGGCCGCGGAGGCGACCGAGAAGCUGGCGGCGCUCGAGAAAAUGAACACGCGGCUGAAAACAAAGCUCGCCGCGGAGCACGAAGAAGUGGAGUCUGCACGGGUGGCGAUGUCGGCGCUUCGGGCUGAGAACGCCCUGUGGACGCACAAGCUGAGCGAAACGAAGCGCACGGAGGCCACUUUGGUUGCGACACUCGAAUCGGUCAAGAAGGAGAACGAGCGGCUGAAGUCGGAACUUGCCAUGAAGGGCGACGGUGGCGAGAAGGCGGCAGCAGAAGCGCGCGCACAGCUCGCGGCGCUAGACGAAAAGUGCGCGGGGUACGAGCUGGCCCUCCACGAGGAGCGGCGCGCGGGGGCGAAGGGGGCCGCGGACGCGCGCGAGGUUAUCGCGGCCCUCAAGGAGGAACUAGCGGAGCGAUCAACGGAGGUGAACGCUCUCCGGGAGCAGGUGGCCGCGUGGCAGGGUGAGGUGGAGAAGCGCGAGGACGAGCGGGCUGUGUGGCAGAAUGAGCUGGCGGAAAAAGAAGAGGCGAUUCGGGGCCUGCGCGAGAAGCUGGCGGGGGUGGAGAAGGAGCGUGCCGCGCUGAAGGGCAAGGGCAAGGAGGUGGUAUCCCCCGGGGAGAAGCACUUUGUAGCGCAGAAGAGGGGGGCGCCGUCAUUGGUGGAGAGGAAGCUGCGGGAGGACCUGGAGAGGAGCGAGCGGGCGCGGGCGGCGCUAGAGAAGCAGUCCGCAGAGUUGCAGGCAACGGGUAUCCUCGGCAGCGUUGCCCCGGCAGACUUUGUUUCGACUUUGGCGGGGCGCCUGCAGCGCAUUCGACAGCUGGAGGCGGACAAUGCCGCCACUGCUGCCGAGUACUCGCACCAGAUGCGCAAGAGGCGCGCGCAGCAGGAGCGCGACGUCGCGCAAAGGGCGCAGGACGCGGAGCGGGAGGCGGCGCUGUUGAAGACCGUACGCGCCGACAUGGACAGCGCGCAGAGGGAGCGCCAGACACUGCAGCUGCAACUACACUCACUGCAAAAGCUGCUCUUUUCCUUGCAUGGUGCGAGCGCUUUCGUGCCCGAGGCGGAGCGGAUGCAAUUGCUGGAGCUCGCUUCUGCUUCUGCCGCCCCUUCCCCCACGCUCCCGAGUCCCGCUUCCGUGUUGACCUCACCGAUGGCCACUUCCAGCGGACAACGGGCUAAGAGUACGGCCAGCAAGAAAUGAAGGAAGGCGUCAGGGAUUACGGUUUAGAGCCAAUAUGUGGACUGUAGAGGACUUUCAAUAAUACUCAUGCUCGACAGGAUAGAAGCAACUUGGAUCAAAGAGAGGAGAGAUCCCCAUGCCCUUUACGGACGGUAGGCGACUGACAGAAGGUCGAAUACGUGAUGAGAUCAGGUUGAGCAGCCCGACGUUGUAUUCGGCGACUGUAUAGUCAAUCAAUGUUUACGCAACCCGCAACUAGUGCAUGCAGCGCUCGAUAUUGCUCAGUGGUCCAGUAGGGCGCAGUAAUGAGAAGGUCAAGGAUCC
Molecule: messenger RNA, 1830 nt
Organism: Klebsormidium nitens
Lineage: Eukaryota; Viridiplantae; Streptophyta; Klebsormidiophyceae; Klebsormidiales; Klebsormidiaceae
Source: the annotation of a GenBank genome assembly